Etheostoma cragini (Arkansas darter) is the source of this 2394-nucleotide messenger RNA. Its product is annotated as ethanolamine-phosphate cytidylyltransferase-like. Gene Ontology annotation, molecular function: ethanolamine-phosphate cytidylyltransferase activity. The transcript is spliced from 13 exons. The record is from RefSeq and is a predicted model, not a curated record. Gene Ontology annotation, biological process: phosphatidylethanolamine biosynthetic process. Bases 195 to 1415 code for a protein of 406 amino acids. Lineage: Eukaryota; Metazoa; Chordata; Actinopteri; Perciformes; Percidae. Gene Ontology annotation, cellular component: cytoplasm.
UGCGUCGUUGCGUCGCCGAUGAAGGAGGCGUUGGCGCACCGCACUGCUGCCGCUGGAGCUGCUGCUGCCGACACACAAACCGGCUGUCCUGCACUGAAAGGGGACUCACAACAGACACCGUUCAUCAUCUUAACUGGAGGAAGUCUUUCUGCAGCUACAGUUGCACUUCAAGUGAUUACCCACCAGAUUGAAAAAUGAUCAAGAACGGACAUCACCACCACCAAGUGAACACAGCAGCCGGGAAAGACGCAGGGACGACCCCAGGCACUGCAGCUUGCAGUCCCGAGAAGAGGAGGCGAAGAAUCCGGGUGUGGUGCGAUGGCUGCUAUGACAUGGUCCAUUAUGGCCACUCCAACCAGCUGCGACAGGCCAAGGCCAUGGGAGAUUACCUCAUCGUUGGAGUACACACAGAUAGUGAGAUUGCAAAGCACAAGGGUCCGCCAGUCUUCACUCAGGCAGAAAGAUAUAAGAUGGUGCGGGCCAUAAAAUGGGUGGAUGAAGUUGUGGAAGGAGCGCCUUAUGUCACCACUCUCCAGACCCUCGACAAGUACAACUGUGACUUUUGUGUGCACGGAGAUGAUAUAACACUAACAGUGGAUGGGAAAGACACAUAUGAGGAGGUGAAGAAGUCGGGGCGGUACAGGGAGUGUAAGAGAACCCAGGGAGUUUCAACUACAGAUCUGGUUGGCAGAAUGCUACUGAUGACCAAAGCACAUCACAGCAACAUUGAUAGUUCAGACUAUCAGCAGCACACAGACAACUUUGGAAAGGGCUCACAUGGUCAGAAGGGCCACAGUCCCUGGACGGGGGUGUCCCAGUUCCUGCAGACUUCACAGAAGAUCAUCCAGUUUGCUUCAGGCCAGGAGCCUCAACCCGGAGACACAAUCAUCUAUGUGGCAGGAGCAUUUGACCUUUUUCACAUUGGCCAUGUGGACUUCCUGGAAGCAGUGCAUAAGCUUGCAGAAAAGCCCUACAUUAUAGUGGGGUUGCACUUUGAUCAGGAGGUGAACCGCUACAAAGGGAAAAACUACCCCAUUAUGAAUGUCCACGAGAGAACGCUCAGCGUCCUGGCUUGUCGAUAUGUGUCAGAAGUAGUUAUUGGUGCACCCUUUGCAGUCACAAAAGAUUUACUGGACCAUUUCAAGGUGGAUCUUGUAUGCCACGGAAAGACAGAAAUAUAUCCUGACAAGGAUGGAUCCGACCCUUAUGCUGAGCCGAGGAGGGAAGGAAUCCUACGUACCGUUGACAGUGUCAACAGCCUCACUACAGAUGCCAUUGUGCAGAGGAUAAUCAAAAACAGGUUGCUAUUUGAAGCAAGGAACCAGAAGAAAGAGGCCAAUGAGAUUGCUGUGAUCCAGGCCAUGAAGCGACAAGAGGAAGAAAAGACUAAAGAAAGAGCCCAGGCUGUGCUGUAGGAAGGCCCUAAACAAGCACCAUCGAUUUUGUGUCAACAUAACACUGACAAGCUCCAUUAUUCUAAACUCAUGUACAGUAAAAUCAACCCUUUUGUAUGUGUUAUGUCACCUUCCACAGACAAUCCUGGCUAAUAACAGCAGUGCUUAGAGCAGCCCAUUUAAAGCCAGGGCAGUACAGUCUGCUGUGGGAUCAUCAGGUAUACAAUGUGUGUGUGCGUGCGUGCGUGCGUGCGUGCGUGCGUGCAUGUGUGUGUCUGCAUUAUUCAGCAUUAUGCAAAUAUUCACUCAACAAUCAUACAUACAGACAAAGGAGAUAUUAGUAUGUCUUCAAAUGUCUAUUUUCUGUCUUUGGAUAUUUUUAAUUCCUGAAGUAUUUAUUUUUGUUGCCUUCAAAAAUAUAGAUUUUUUAACUAUUAUCUUAGCAAGUGUGGGGACCUAAGAUGCCGGUCAGGCAUUAAACUGUAACAAGGAAAUGAUUUGAUUAGUCAUUUCCAUGGGGUUGUUGCCGCUUUCAUCCAAGCAAGAGAUGUCGCCCCACAACUAAUCUAUCCAUGUAUAUACUGUAUGUAAUGUAUUAUAAAGUGAUUACAGGCUCUCUGGAGGAUGCUGACACCAAUAAAGAAGUAGGAAAUCCCCCUGCUUCUCAGCAUCAAACUUGAAGUGUUCGUUAGUGUAAAGGUGUUGAAACUCUUUCAGGACCUCAUGGACAUAUCAGGCCUUACUCCAAGCUGCACUAACUUCUAAAAAAGAACUGUUUUGUUUAAGGGUUUCAACUCAAAAAUGCACACUGUCAAAACCUGCAUGCCUGGCCUUUUGAGUGCAGUUGUAUUUUUUCUUAAACCAACACUCCUUUAAGGUUUAUCCUAAUAUAGAUAACACUACAAAGCUUUAACAGACUGCUUUUAAGAUUAAAACAAUGACAGAUGCUCAGUGUUGUUGACUUGAUAAUGAAGACCUUUUACUGUCAUUAAACCCUAAA